Molecule: messenger RNA, 1752 nt
Organism: Emericellopsis cladophorae
Lineage: Eukaryota; Fungi; Ascomycota; Sordariomycetes; Hypocreales; Bionectriaceae
Product: Signal recognition particle subunit-like protein
Exons: 3
Coding region: 1-1752 (583 amino acids)
Biological process (GO): SRP-dependent cotranslational protein targeting to membrane
Cellular component (GO): signal recognition particle, endoplasmic reticulum targeting
Molecular function (GO): 7S RNA binding; endoplasmic reticulum signal sequence receptor activity; signal recognition particle binding
Source: RefSeq, a predicted model, not a curated record
AUGGACAUUACAACUUUCGUGGUCCAAGGACGCGACAAGGCUCUUCUAUAUGUUCACCUUCUUUUGCUCACCAGCGAGCGCGCAUGGGCGCAAGCCAUGGGCAUGAAAUCCUCUCACGCGUCCGACGACAAGGGGCUCAACAGCCACGCUCGAUCUCACGUUGUCUCUCGACUCACCAAAGCCGCUCGUGCAGCUGAGGAGCUCGUCGAAGCGCUCGGUGCGACCGACGAGUCUGGCGCGUCCACGACCGAUGUCCUCGAGGCUCAAGCCUAUGCAGCUAUGAUUCAAGCUGCUAUGUGUUUCGAGAAGCAUAGUUGGGAGGCAUGCCUACGCAAUUACGCUACCGCUUGGGUCGUAUACAGUGCGCUGCAGUCUUCCACCAAAACCGAUAUCUACAAGGAGCUUCUUUCGGAGACUAUCGAUCCAUCGAUUCGCUACGCCGCUUACCAGCUGAAAACUCCUCGAACCACCCCAAUCCCCGUCAUCGCGCACAAAGCCUUUCCUCAAUCCGACAGUGCAUUGGUCGAGAACGUCAAUCAGCUCGAUCCUACCAUCUUGAAGCAGGCGGACGCAUCUCAGGACGCGAAAGACGGCGAAAGCAUUCCCCAGACGCUGACAUGGAGGUCUCGAGAAGUCAAGAUCGAGGACGCGCAGAUUGCCGAGGCCUGGGCCGCCGUGAUACAAGCAAAGAAGACAUUGUCGGAGAAGGUCAAAGAAAUCGACGAUGAUCAUCACUUUGAGAAGGCUGCUGCGUACGAUGAGAUCCUUGCCGCGACUGGCGAUGCCGUCGAUGCAACGAAAACCGCUAUCGAUGAGCUACGCGCCGAAGGGGUCGGCUCAGGCGAUCCCCGCAUGCAAAGUCUACAGAUCACACGCACCGCUGUGAACUAUGAGAUGGUCAGCUGGCGAAUCGGCCGCAACCGCGUUCUGACGGGCGGCGAUGAUGGCGCCGCAGAGCGCUACGGACACGGCAGGAGGCGGAGAAACAAGGCCAAGGCCAAGGAUGAGCCUCUCAAGGAUGAAAGAGAGCUGCCAACUUCGAAGAAACUCCACAAGCUCAAGGAAAAGGUGGCACUGUAUGACGGAACACUUCAAAACUUGCGGACUAUCAAGGAAUUGCCCGGUGUGGCGGCGGAUGAGGAACUGGCGGCCAAGCUCGAUGCUUCCGUUAAGUACUUUGAAGCACUCUCCAACCUCUCUAUUGCCCGCUCCCACUCACUGGUGGGCAACGUCACGAAUGCUCUUGCUCUCAUCAACCACUCUCUCAAACUCAGCGAGCAGGCUUCGAGCCGGAUGCCCAACCUCGCACAUGAUCCAACAAGGCCAGUGAACGUUGACGUGUCCGCCGAAUCGAUUGCGAGCCUCUCGGCGCUGCUGACCGGGGAACUCCAGCGCCACCGUGCCAUCGUUCACAUCGACAACAUCCGCAAGGAAGAGAUCGCAAACGCUCACUCAGGCUCGGCACCUUCAGCGGCCAAAGUCCCUCUUGUGGAUCGUCUCUACGACUAUCCCAUAGGAGGCGUCGACUUGGCCAACGUUGUCGAGUUUCCGCCCAAAAGGGCCCUCAUUCCCGUCAAGCCCAUCUUCCUGGACGUCGCUUGGAAUUACAUUGGAUAUCCUGGCAAGGAUCCGUUGGCCGCAUCCGAUGUCAAGGCCCAGAGUGCGCCGUCUGCAACGGGCGAACAGGUGGAGCAGAAGCCAGAAGAGAAGCAAUCCGCCAAGAGAGGUUGGUUUGGCUUUGGCCGGUCGUAG